AUGACCAACGAAAAGUACAACCCUCCUCCGGGCCCUCCACCUGGUUGGAGCAAGAGGCAAGAAGCAUCAUCAGAAACCUAUGCGCCUCCUGCAGGCCCACCACCAGGCUAUCAAAGACACAAUGAGAAGUUCAGCAUGAACGAGCAAUUUGCACCUCCUCCAGGACCUCCUCCAUCCCAUCGCUAUGACGAAGCCUUGGAUCAGACCGCUCCACCGGACUAUGCUCCGUGGCUGUCAGUACCAGACACGAGCUUGCUCCCACCUGCUCCCGCAGUGACUCAUGAUACUUCACCGACUGCAAAUGCAACUCAAGAUUCUGCUGAACGGGCAAAGAAUUGGUGCAGUCGUAGUCAUCUGUACCCACCGGGUCAGAUCCCUGCUUCGGUCCAUGAAGAUUUCCGGCUUCAUGGUUUUGUCUUCAGCCAACCUCCACCACAAUUUUCAGGCGAGGUGACGAGAGCGAUGCGCCAACAAAACACCUGGGCGGUCCGCACACGUAAGAAUUGUGAAGACUGCAUCCUUACCACAUCGGCUCCACUCUACUCUGCAGCUCUCAAUGACCCAUUGAGGAAUAAUGGAAGGCCUUUCACCAUCUACUUUGAGAUCCGUGUUUCCCGCAUGGCUUCCGAUUCUGGAGAAGAAGGUGAUGCUGGAAUUGCAGUCGGAUUCGUAGCACCUCCAUACCCUCCAUUCCGACUCCCUGGAUGGGAGAGAGCUAGUCUCGGUGUGCAUGGCGAUGACGGUCGUCGCUACAUUGACGAUGACGGAGGCGGUCAAGACUUUACUACUUACUUCAAGAACGGAGAAACAGUCGGUAUCGGUAUGAACUUUAGACCUGCACAGUUCCCUGGUCGCAGAAGAGAUGUUGAAGUCUUCUUCACCAGAGAAGGUCAGAAGGAGGGAGGAUGGAACAUGUACGAGGAGCGAGAUGGAGAUGAUUGUGGCAGCAUUGUGGGACUAGAGGGUGAUCACGACUUGAUGGCGGCGGUAGGAAUGUUCGGGCAGGUUGACUUUGAGGUGAGGUUCCGUCGUGAAGAAUGGCUGUAUCGUCCGUAG
Messenger RNA from Aureobasidium vineae, 1056 nucleotides. The record is from the annotation of a GenBank genome assembly. Lineage: Eukaryota; Fungi; Ascomycota; Dothideomycetes; Dothideales; Saccotheciaceae.